AUCCCGGGAACAGUCUUAGCGUGCUGUAGUGGUCUGAGCGCAGCUCACAGGCAGACGGCAUGACCACAGUGUGCUGGAGCAGCCCACAGCCUCUCAUGUAGCCCACUGCUGUGAUCGCAAACACACACACACAUGCACUUACACAUCAAGACACACUCAGUUGCUCUUCAGGGACACUAAGAGAUUACCAGAUCAAAGAAGAUUUGACUUUUGAAUUUUUUUGUAUUUUUUUUAUUUGAUUUUCUUUAUUUCUUCUUUUUUUUUUUGUACUGUUACCACCCGCCCUUUGCCGGGUUCAGGGGUGGUGGCACAUCCUCUAAAGGGCUGCAUGAAUGACACAACGCAAAGGCGAGAAGACGACCAUCAGCAUCCAGGAGCACAUGGCCAUUGAUGUAUGUCCAGGUCCCAUUCAGCCCAUCAAGCAGAUAUCUGACUAUUUCCCCCGUUACCCACGGGGUCUCCCCCCCACAGCUCCCCCGGCCCUCAGCCGCGCCGGCUCCCUGCGGAGCACCUCUACCAGCCAGAAGUCGGAGGGCCCGGCCGCAGACGCCAAUCGGGAUGAGGACGACCUGGACCAAGCCUUCGGUGCCACCGCACUCGUGGCCAGCAAGAAAGAGGAAGAGCCAGACGUGGAAGGCUACGAUUCGGACGACUCCACUACGCUCGGUACUCUGGACUUCAGCCUUCUGUAUGAUCAGGAGAACAAUGCCCUGCACUGCACUAUCAACAAAGCCAAGCUCCCUAUACCUAGAUACAAAAAGGGACUCAAACCAAUGGAUCACAAUGGGCUGUCAGAUCCCUAUGUUAAGCUGCACCUGCUGCCUGGAGCUAGUAAGGCCAAUAAGCUCCGCACAAAGACCCUACGCAACACUCUCAACCCUGUCUGGAGUGAGACCCUAACGUAUUAUGGGAUAACUGAUGAAGACAUGGUUCGCAAAACACUCAGGAUUUCAGUGUGUGACGAGGACAAAUUCCGCCACAACGAAUUCAUUGGUGAAACCCGAAUCCCCUUGAAGAAACUCAAACCCAACCAGACUAAGAACUUCAGCAACUGUUUGGAGAAACAACUUCCUAUCGACAAGACAGAUGACAAGUCUCUGGAGGAGCGAGGGCGCAUCAUGAUCUCUCUGAAGUACAGCUCUCAGAAGUGUGGCUUAGUGGUGGGCAUCAUCCGCUGUGCCCAUCUUGCUGCCAUGGAUGCCAAUGGCUUCUCUGACCCUUAUGUUAAAACGUAUCUCAAGCCAGAUGAGAACAAAAAAUCAAAGCACAAGACAGCUGUCAAAAAGAAGACCCUCAACCCCGAAUUCAAUGAAGAGUUUUUCUAUGAGAUCAAGUAUGCUGACCUCAGCAAAAAGACCCUGGAGGUGACCGUUUGGGACUAUGACAUUGGCAAAUCCAAUGAUUUCAUUGGUGGAGUCUCUUUAGGUAUAAAUGCCAAUGGCGAGAGGCUAAAACACUGGUUUGACUGUCUGAAAAACAAGGACAAGAAAAUCGAGCGCUGGCACACGUUAACCAAUGAACUCCCUGGUUCAGGGUACAAUGACUGAGAGGCUCUCUUUCCAGUGGAUGCCCCGAUGCCUGCCCCUUUCUUACAUGAUGUCCAUGUAAAGCCCAGCAGCCUGUGAUGGAUGGAUCAACAGUCCACUGAUUUAGAGAUGGGUGCCAGUAUCUGUUCCCACACAACACACCUGCUCUAUCUCUUGUACUUUUUCUGGUGUUGAACUUGCAGUCUGAUUGUGUGGCUUGAUGUGGCUUUUGGGCUUAUAUAAGGGUCUUUAAUCAGCCUGUGCUUGUACAGCCUCAUUGAAAAUGGAGAGAUGUUGUUCCGACAGCCAACAAGAGAUCAGUUCCUGUUUUCAAAUAUUUAACCACACUCUACUGCUCUUUCUCCGUUCUCUUGAGGUUUUCUGUGUAUUCAAGAAUCCUGUUUACAGAAAUUAGCUGUCAGUAAAUGUAUCAUUAUGCGUGUGCAUCAUGGCAGCAAAGGGGCUCUGAAAAUACGCUUUCCAAAACAAUAUUGUUUACAGUCCAAAACCUUUCUGAUGCCUAUCUUAAGGCCAGGGUAUAAACUACACAAUUGUAUUUUACAGACAGAUGAUUGUGAAUAUUAUAUCGGUUGAUGGAAUUAAAGAAUUGUAGUUCUUACAAUAUAAACUCCCAACAAAUUUAAAGAGUUUUUACUUGCCCCUUCUCCUAGUUUGUCUACUUAAUGAAUGUAAUUUACCUUUUAGUUUCAGUACUCUCACUGCAAAUGAACAGUGUGCCAUUGACAUUAAGACAGCACACAGCAGAGUUUCAAUAGCCAUUUUUCUAGAGAGAAAACCGUUUACGCGAGAACACACACAAAUGCUGCAAAUGCUCUAUUAUAGAAAUGAAUACUAUGGAUUGAUUUUUGAAUUAAACACUGUGCCCAAGCCCAAUUCAUAUAUUACAUUAACAUAUUUUACUCUAAAAUUUUUCAGUCUGUAAAUCAAAAAAAAAAUGGACUGGACAAACUAUUGUUUUGAGAUUUAUUAAUAGCAUGUUUAUCUUAUUCUUCCUUUGAGCAUUUUAAAGAUGACUAAAUAUAUUUUUUUAAAUACUGUGUUAAAGUCAUUUAACAUUUUAAUUUUGUGGCAUUAAAUUAUAACCAGUGUAUUAUUUUAACCUCUCUGUGUUAUUGCAUAUUUAGCAUGCCAUUGGUGGGUAUCGUAGAUAUUAUUACUGUAUAUUUAAGUUGUUUUUUCCCUCAUUACCAGGAUUUUAUUCAUUAAGGUAAUCUCUAGAUUGGAGAUAAGAUUUCAGAUGUUGGCCAUUUAUUAAACACAUUGAAAGUCCAAGGAGAACCGUCUACAGCCCUACAAUGUAUGUUCACCAACUGAGAAACCUUAUCUCUCUUGACAGUUCAUUGUGCAAGCCACUCCUGUGACAUUUUUGUAAUCUUUUUGCUUUUGUACACAAACUCUAUGGCAUAAAAAUGCAUGCAAUGUUCUUGGGCUGUCAUUAAAAUAACUUUGCUUAAUGUUUGAUACUGCUGUUCUCCUCUGUAAAAAGAGAGUUCCUGCUCUUGGAUGCUACAGGAAUGUCAGCCUUCCUUCUCAAACCGUUUUUGUACUUUUGAACGCUAUCGCAUUGCCCGUCAGUUUGCUCUAUUGACUGGACAUGUGACUGCAUGUUACAAAAAAUAAAUCUUGUCUUGUUUUGAUCAUUUUAACUCUCAGGCAAUUGUUUGCAUAUGAUAGUGGUUCUCUGAUGAAGUCAAUAUAUUUCUUCUCCUGGUUCACCUUAAUCUUGCACCGAAUGGCCGAAUUAUCGUGCCUUUUCUUUUGUAACAGUGUGUUUUUGCACCACUCACUUUACAGAGAUUGAAAUUAGCUUUUAAUAUAAAAACAAUGCAAUACAUAUGGCAUAGUUAUAUUCUUGUCUGUGUUACACUGUUAAAACACUGUCUCCUGUAAUAUGCCUCUUAGAGGCACAUAAUGGGUAUCCUUACACUGUGUGAUAGUACUGUUGAUGGCAUGGGUGCAAGGCUGAGGUGGAGGAUGCUUGUAUAACUUCAGAUUCUGGCAUCUGGUAGUGUUAAACAUUCAGACUAAAAAAGGUUCAGGCUUUGUUUGCUGCCUCACUUAUUGUACAUCUUAAAUUGCUUGUGCAUUUUUUAUUUAAAUGUUUAUUUAAACCAUAUUAUAAAAUCUUUAACGUUGUGUUUUGUUAUCCAUGUUCAUUUUUGUGCACGUCAUGUUUGUUGUUAAAAGCCACCUGAAGUGAAAAUAUCAUAGAAAUAUAAUGAACCACUGAAAGCAUUAAGGGUUUAAUUAUAAUGUCAUUAUCAAGUGCUGUCAGACACCCGAAUCUGUUGUUUAAUUUUUGUCCAAUUUCAAAACUGUUCCAAGUAUUAAAUCUAGAGUGUGUUUUUUACUAUGGCGAAUGAUAUUUGCUAUUUACAUGUUCAGAACUGGAAACCCAUAUCAAAUAAAGUAGAAAAAUAAAA
Molecule: messenger RNA, 3970 nt
Organism: Sinocyclocheilus anshuiensis
Lineage: Eukaryota; Metazoa; Chordata; Actinopteri; Cypriniformes; Cyprinidae
Product: double C2-like domain-containing protein beta
Exons: 11
Coding region: 333-1547 (404 amino acids)
Biological process (GO): spontaneous neurotransmitter secretion; exocytosis; regulation of calcium ion-dependent exocytosis
Cellular component (GO): synapse; membrane
Source: RefSeq, a predicted model, not a curated record